This is a messenger RNA of Bactrocera dorsalis (oriental fruit fly), 2306 nucleotides long. RefSeq lists its product as uncharacterized. Gene Ontology annotation, cellular component: cytoplasm. The coding region runs from base 369 to 1898 and encodes 509 amino acids. The transcript is spliced from 7 exons. NCBI's taxonomy places the organism in Eukaryota, Metazoa, Arthropoda, Insecta, Diptera, Tephritidae. The record is from RefSeq and is a predicted model, not a curated record.
CGGAACGAUUGCAUUUAGCAGUUUUAAUGUCAAGUAGAUUUUGUUAUGUUCUCUGGUGGGCGAACGAUCAAAUUUUAUACAUGCUUGACAUGGUCGCUACUGCUAAGGUGUUUGUGGUGGUUUGUCAUCAUUUUGAGCUGUGGUAGUGUUGUGGUCUUCACUUCUGGUUUUUAUUUAAAAAUACCACCUGUUAAACUAAAAUAUGCGUUACAUACGAUAAACGAAAAUCAUUGAACAGCAAUCAAAGCUGAUUAGGGUAUAAGAAGUAAUAUCUACUAUUCUUUCACAAUGUAGAAUCAAUUUUUUGCACAUACAUACAUAAGUGUAUAGUAUAUGCUUAUGCUCUUAAGAAAAAUUCUUUCUUUUAUAUGAAUCAUAAAUGUUAUAUGCUUACGUGCCAUCAUCUCAGAAUUAUAAAGGUCAAAAAACGCCAGCAACGCGUUUUGAUGAUUUUGGACAGCAAGAAUAUCAAGUACGACAUUGUGGACAUAACGGAACCAGGGAAAGAAAGCGAAAAAGAGUUGAUGCAAACAAAGUCGACUAGCAAUGGUGCCACAGUAAGUGACCCAGAGCCAAGACAUCCACUGCCACCACAAAUAUUCAACCAAGAAGAAUAUUGUGGGGAUUAUGAUGCCUUCGAUUUGGCCAAUGAAAUAGAUACAUUGGAGCAGUUCUUGAAGCUGGCACCGGCCGAUACCACAGCUGUUUCUAGUGCUCAGCUGGAGCUGAAGCAGGAAAAUGGCGAAGUAAAAGCAUCAGAUGAUGAGAACAAAGAAAAUGUCGAAGAGAAACCUGAAAGUGAAGAGGUCGGCAAAACGGCUGACGACAGUCAAGCUGCUGCCGAUGCUGGGGAGAGUGCAAACGGUGAUGGCGAGACCAAGAAUGCUGAGAAUGAAACGCAGGAGGAACAAAAUGAAGAAAAGAAAGACGAAACUGAAACGGCCGAAGCCGAUACAGAAGAGGACAAAUCCAUAGCAGAGACUGCUAAAGAAGAAGUGGCUGAGGAGCAGGCAAAGAGUGACGAUACAAAACCAAAUAAUGCAGAAGCCGAUCCAACCGAGACGCAAAAAGCGGAAACUAAACCCAACGACGAAGAACAAAGCGUAAAAGUAGGAGACAGCGAAAAUGCCGAAAACACAGCAGAAACGGAAGUAGCGAAAGAUAAAUCCAAUGAGGAAACGGAAGAUAAAACGGAGAGUGAACCGGAACCCGAAGACAAUGCAAAGGAGGAAACGGCGAAAAAAGAAAGUGUCACAGAAGCAGAAACAUCGGCGAUGGAAACAGAUUCUUUGAAAGAAAAUACAGAGGAAGACACUCAAAAAGAUGAAACCGGAAAAUUAGAAACGGAGAACCAAGAUACCAGUAAUAACAGCGAUGAAGAAGCUGGAAAAAAGAAAAAAGAAAGUGUCACAGAAACAGAAACAUCGGCGGUGGAAGCAGAUUCUUUGAAAGAAGAUACAGAGGAAGACACUCAAAAAGAUGAAACCGCAAAAUUAGAAACGGAGCACCAAGAUACCAGUAAUGACAAUGAUGAAGGAGCUGGAAAAGAAGCAGAAAAUUCUGAAGCAAAUGAGAAGGAUGUUGAGGAUGAAAGUGCAAAAGAAAACGAAGAAACAGAUAAAACCGACAACAAUGAUGCAGAGAUUGUUGGUGAUGAAAAUGAAGUUGCUGAAAAAGAAAGUGAAAAAACAACAGCAGAUAAAAAUGAAAAUGCAGAAUCUAAUAACGAUGAGAAUAAGAAUGCAAGUGAAGAAAACGUGACGAGCGAAGAAGAAGAUGAUGAUGAAGAAGAGUCAAGCUCAGCAGAAAAAGUUAUUGAUAAGGCAGAAGAUGCUGCAGCAAAUAAAGAUGACAUUAAGGAAGAGAUUGCUAGCAACGAUCACGACGAUAUUGAAUAGUGAUAAUAACAUUAAAAUUAAGAGAAACCUCUUCCGCGAUCGACUGCUUAGCUUUUGGAAAUAUUACACACACAUUAAUUAACUUUUAUUUAUUAAAUACACCGUCCUUAGUUUCUCACUUUAAAAUGGUUUUGGAGUUACCCCCUAGCACUUCAUGAGUCAUUAUUUGUAAAUUUGAUCAUGCAUCACCGAAAAGCACUGAACGUAGUAAACACAAGCCAACAUACUCCUUCAUGCAAUAAUGGAAAAUGAAAGGCUCACACAAUCUAUACCGCAUAGGAAUGACACCCAUGCCAAAGUGGAAGACUUACUUGAUAGCGAGAAGCGUGCAGCUGCGAAUUAAACCAAAUACAUACAUUUAUACAUACGUUCAUCAGUCAAUAAAUAUUGAGUUUUAAGUUGAAGAAA